This is a messenger RNA of Lolium rigidum, 391 nucleotides long. Its product is annotated as protein RADIALIS-like 3. The transcript is spliced from 2 exons. Lineage: Eukaryota; Viridiplantae; Streptophyta; Magnoliopsida; Poales; Poaceae. Gene Ontology annotation, molecular function: DNA-binding transcription factor activity. The record is from RefSeq and is a predicted model, not a curated record. The coding region runs from base 104 to 391 and encodes 95 amino acids.
ACACAUAGCUAUAACCCAUCGAUCGAUUACUAGGAAGUUCAGUUAGUGAACAGCAGAGACCGAUCGAGCAGGUCUUUCAAACAAGAUCGUACGUAGUAUUUGGAUGGCGUCGAUGUCGGUGAACUCGUCAAGGCCGCAGUGGACGGCGAUGCAGAACAAACAGUUCGAGCAGGCCCUGGCGGUGUACGACAAGGAGACGCCGGACCGGUGGCACAACAUCGCGCGCGCCGUGGGUGGCAAGUCCGCCGACGAGGUCAGGCGCUACUACGAGCUGCUCGUGGAGGACGUCAAGCGCAUCGAGGCCGGCAGGGUGCCCUUCCCGGCAUACAGAUGCCCGGGCGGCGCCAUGGGCGGGUACGAGGCAGACAGGCUGAAGCACCUGAAGAUCUAG